Mesorhabditis belari is the source of this 726-nucleotide messenger RNA. NCBI's taxonomy places the organism in Eukaryota, Metazoa, Nematoda, Chromadorea, Rhabditida, Rhabditidae. The record is from the annotation of a GenBank genome assembly.
AUGAAACUGAUCUUCGUCUUCUUCAUUACGAGUUUCGUCUUGGUUGAAACCUUCAUUCUCUCUCCGAAUUUCGACAAAAAUGUAAUUCCGGACGAGAUUCGAAGAAUGCUCGAGUAUCGAGAAAUGAUACAACGACGUUUCGACUUGUUUGGCUUGUCGACAGAAGCGCCAAAGGACAUUGUCACCUAUUUGAACACGUAUAUCAAUUUGAAGUUGCGGGAAAUCCCGGGAAUCGCCGAAUACUUUGUGAACAUUGAGUACAAAAUCCCGCCCUAUCGUUUCUUCAUCAUGCUCUCCUUUGCAUGCUAUCAUUUACAGAACACCGCCUCUCUUCUUCUCCAUUUCAAUCGUUUCACCUGCACGAUUUUCCCCAUUUACCAUCAAGAGUUCUGGAAGCGUGGUGCUUUCCCUCUGAUUUGCCUCCUCACAAUCUACAGUUUCGCCGCCGUUUGGCCGGUUCCAUUGGUGAAUGGAUAUUACAUUGAAGUGAAUGGAGUGGUGGCGAGGAGUGCGUCAAUGUAUACGCAAUUGGCAGGCCUUUAUGUCUAUAUGGAUUACGGGGGCAAAAUGUACAUCGGAUUGGCGAUUUUCUUCAACGGUGCAACCGCUGCGAAAUUGCUUUAUUUACGGUUUCGUGGGCAAAAACUCUCCAACACCCAGGAAAUCGGCCUUUUCGUGAUGGCGUUCGCGACGUUUUUCUGCCAAAUCUUUUGCCAAUACGUCAUU